Molecule: messenger RNA, 1154 nt
Organism: Tribolium madens (black flour beetle)
Lineage: Eukaryota; Metazoa; Arthropoda; Insecta; Coleoptera; Tenebrionidae
Exons: 4
Coding region: 84-1094 (336 amino acids)
Cellular component (GO): cAMP-dependent protein kinase complex
Molecular function (GO): protein kinase A regulatory subunit binding
Source: RefSeq, a predicted model, not a curated record
GAGGAAAUGUCAAACCUACAUGUCAUCACAUCCACAAGCUAAAUCGUUUUUUUUCUUCUAAUUAUUGAAAACAUAAGAAAAUCAUGACCGAAAAUAAUACUAACGAAAAUCCUAUAGAAGAAACUCAGAAAGAAAAAAAGCACUUUACGAUUAAAGAAACCGAUGAAGAAAUUUUAGAACAAAAGUCUUCUAAGGAAGCAAACAUUAAACCUUUCAAAGAAAUUACCAUCUCGGGUUCUUCUCUCUCCUCAGGUUUACCAACUUUUUCUAAAAUCGUAGACGAAAUCAAUGUCUCAAAAAAGAGUAAAUCGCCGCAGCACGAAGCUAGAUUUAGAGACGAUUCUUUAGAGGUGCCCAAAAAAGAAUUAAAGUAUGUUGACGACACUGAUGAGAAAUCAGUCGAAGAAGAACAAUCCUUAUUGUCUUUUCAUGACGAGCAAGAGAAAAAACUGCGUUUUGGGGCGAGAAAAGACUCUCACACGAAGGGCAUGCGGUUUGAAUACGGCCGAUGUCCGAAAACUUGUGAACGCUUUUUGGGAAUUGUCGAGUUUUCAAAAAUUUUUGUCGACGAAAUUAUCGAAGAUGCUUUACUUAAGGGGAAAGGAUUUAAACAACAGUCCUCUAUUAGAAUCAUUGAAGGUUUUGAAUAUAAUGAAGGUAUUGAAGAGUCUUUGUCACUGGCAAGUAUCGGGACGUAUGUUUGUGUACUUGAAUGGCCAACAAUUGACGAGUUUACGCAGGAAAUUGGUACUGCGAAAAUUAGCGAGUAUUUGUCCUACUGGAGAUUUGAAGAAGAUUGGAAGUAUUGCAUCAAUUUUUUAGUGGGUAAAAGCGAUUCUGCUUGUGAUUUUUACCAAUACGAGGCAAUUUUUAGCAUUCCCUGCAAGCAAUAUCCCAUCCCACAAGCAACAGCAAGUGUGUUUUUUGUAUUUGAAGUAUCCAGGAUAAAGCCUAGACAUUGUCUCGUCGAUGUACACUAUUGGUUUGAAGGGCAACGCACUAUUCACACACCUGGUAAAUUCACAUUUCAAGAAGAAAAACUAUUUAACAUAGUUGAUGCUAAAAUUAACUUCUACAAAACCUUAAGAUUCUGAUUGUAACUAAAUCUAAAUCAAUAAAACCAUUUGGGACUUCGUUAAUUAAAACAUGUAGAU